Messenger RNA from Phycomyces blakesleeanus NRRL 1555(-), 1029 nucleotides. RefSeq lists its product as hypothetical. NCBI's taxonomy places the organism in Eukaryota, Fungi, Mucoromycota, Mucoromycetes, Mucorales, Phycomycetaceae. The coding region runs from base 1 to 1029 and encodes 342 amino acids. The transcript is spliced from 4 exons. The record is from RefSeq and is a predicted model, not a curated record.
AUGCCUAAAUCAACAAUCCCCGGUCUAACCUCUAGUAGCGAUUCUUUAGACUACUAUUACUUGGUAUUUGCGCGAGACAUUGCACUAGCACAACCUAGUAGUGACAAUUUGCAACAAGGUUCAAAUGUCAAAUUCACUACACGCAUCAACAAUCCCAUACAAUUCCAAAAAGCAAAGGUAAACGGGAUUGUUGUGUCUAAACAAUCUUUUUCCCGAUCAAACAAAUCCAAAGAUGUACCUAAUGCUGCAAAUUGUGUUUGGCUUGAUGAUAGUACUGCAAUAUUACGCGCAUUUUUUACCGAACGUUCCUCUCGUCGCCACGAUUUCCAAGACAUAGCAAUAGGUAGUCAGUUAACCUUAUUCGGUAAGGUUAGACGACUAGAAACAAAUGAAAAUAUUCUUCUUUGUAGUGGGUACAAUGUGGAGAAUGAUUUAGAGUCUGAAGUAUACCAUUGGGUCAAAACGAUUCAGCAAAGUUUUCCAGACGAUUUAUCAAAACCUUUUAGUGAUAAUAGUAACAAUAAGGAUAAGGAUAAGGAUAAGGAUAGUAGUGAUAAUAGACAAGUAAUUCGAAAAAUACCAGCCAAAAGUAUUUUUCGUACUCUUUCCUCUCAAGUGGCUGAACCCAAAAGUAUUUCACCCGAGACAAAAUCUCCUGAAAAUGGCUUUAUCGAUUUAUUCUCGGAAAACUCUUUGUGGGAGGGAUCACCAAGCCAUCCCAUCUUCACAUCCACGCCGAUAUUAAAGAGACCGCAGUUUGGCUCAAGUUUGAAUUCACCAAUUUUCCCUCUGUCCAUUGGAUCUACUACAACACCACAAAAUCAAGAAUCGAAACCAGAGCCAGAGCCAGAACCAGAACCAGAACCAGAACCAGAACCAGAACCAGAACCAGAACCAGACUCAGACGACAAAUUAAACGUAGAUGAUGAUUAUGAUGAAGAAAAACAAGCCAUGUUUGAUUAUAUGGACGAAGCCUUUUAUUAUAAUGAAUUUGUUGGAUAUGAGCUUGACGAGUUAGAAUACGAAUAG